This is a messenger RNA of Trichobilharzia regenti, 2346 nucleotides long. Lineage: Eukaryota; Metazoa; Platyhelminthes; Trematoda; Strigeidida; Schistosomatidae. The record is from the annotation of a GenBank genome assembly.
AUGUUAGUUAGCCUGUUACUUUUUAGUCUACUGUUGCGUUUCCGUCCCACAUAUUCUCAAACAACAAUCAAAUGGUGUUCAACGUCACCAGAAGAACAACUCAAAUGUAAUCGUCUUAGUUCAGUCAUUCAAAAUAUCCCCACAUUUCUAAGCAAAUACAACUUAACUUGUAUUCAAGGCUUAGAUGAAUUUAACUGUAUGAAAUUGGUCAGUGAAAGAUCAGCUGAUUUAGUGAAUCUUGAUGUUGGUCUUGCAUAUUAUGGCAGUUCAUUGUAUAGUCUACGUCCAAUAGCUGUAGAAAAUUAUGCAUUGAGUAAUGCAGCCAACGCAAGAAAUUUAUCCUAUUAUGCUGUCAUGAUUAAACCAAUUGGCGUUAGUGUAGAUCCUACAAAUCUAAGAGGUAAAGAGAUCUGUUCAGCUGGUGCUGGUACUGCUGAAGGCUGGGUAAUGCCUGUUGGUAAACUGAUUUCUGACUUAAAAACAAUCCCAGUGAUACAGUGUAACAGUGUGGUACAAAAUUUAAUUCGUUAUCUUGGUGAUUCAUGUGUACCAAAUUCGCUAUCAGAGAUUUUUAAUCCAUUUGGAGAUAAUACACAAGAAGUUUGUCGUUUAUGUUAUAAUUCAGGAUUAUCAGAAUGGUGUGCUUCGCUGGAUAGAUAUGCUGGAAAUCAAGGUGCAUUAAGAUGUUUAAGAGAGUAUACAGAGAAUUAUGAAUCAAAGUAUAAACCAGUUGUUGCAUUUGUACGUGAUCAAGAAAUUGACUUAGCCUCUCGUGAUGGUUUUCCAAUACAGAAUUAUGAAUUAUUAUGUCCAUCAAAAAUGCCUGAUGGAAGUUGGACAGCCAAUAUCUCUUCGUCAUCUACAUGUAAUUGGGGCAGAAUUCCCUCACGUAUCCUUAUGACAAGUUUAAUUCAAUCUGAUGUAAAUAAGUAUACAGAAUUUCUUAAUAUGUUAGUUCAAAAUUUUGGUCCUGGCGGGAGUAGUGUUUCAAUAUUCAAUUUAUUUUCAUCAGCUGGUUAUUCAAUGCCUAAUGGAAUAAACGUUACACAUCAUUUAAUGUUUUCAGAUUUUACAAAAAAUAUUUAUAUACCACCUUUAAGUGAAACAGAGACAUAUUACAGAUGGAUAGAUCCAUCGUUUAGAAAUGCUUUACAAAAAUUAGAAUUAUGCCCAUUACCAACACUUGGUUGGUGUGUAAUCGAUGAAUUUGAAAUGGCUAAAUGUCAACGUAUGUCCAGCGCAUUCUCUGCAAAACGUAUCCAGCCUGAUAUGUAUUGUCUACAAGCGAAUUCAACGAUUGAUUGUAUGCGGCUAAUUAAAGAUGGUUAUGCUGAUAUGGUUACAUUAGAAGCUGGUGAUUUGUAUAUAGCUGGGAAGCAUUUUGACUUAGUGCCAAUUAUUGCAGAAAAUUAUGGUAGUGGACCAUUUUAUUAUGCUGUGGCUAUCGUUGAAAAAGUAAAUCCUGGUUUAUUAAUUUCAAAUUGGCGCCAUCGUCGUACAUGUCAUAGUGGUGUUGGUAAAGCAGCUGGUUGGAUUAUUCCAUUAAAUACUGUACUGGAUACAAGACAAGUGAUUGUAGUGGAUGGACAUUUAGUCCAUGCAUUCGGUGAAUUAAUCAGUCGAGCAUGUGUACCAGGAAUACUGAAUAAAGCUUAUGAUUUGAUUGGGACAAAUUCUUUAAAUCUAUGUGAACUGUGUACAGGUGGAAAUGCUGAUCGAUGUCGUCGUGAUAAUUUGGAAUUAUAUUAUGGAGAUGCUGGAGCAUUUCGAUGUUUAACAGAAGGUGGAGAUAUUGCAUUUGCACGUCACACCACAGUUCAUACCAAUACAGGUGGAAGAAAUCCAAACUAUUGGGCUCGUGAUUUACGUGAAGAUAAUUAUGAAUUAUUAUGUCCAGAUGGACGACGUGCUGAAGUUCAUGAAUGGGAAACAUGCAAUCUGGGUAAAAUCUCUAGUAAUGUUGUUGUCACAGCAAAUUACAAAUCUGAAAAUGAACGAACAAAUAUGUGGCGUCUAUUACAGUAUGGUCAAGAAUAUUAUUCCGCUGAUGGUGAUCCAAUCUUUCAAAUGUUUCAAUCAGAAUUUGGUCAAAAAGAUUUAAUCUUCUCUGAUGAUACAGAGAGUUUAAGUUUAAUUCCAUGGGAGAAUCAAACUUAUGAAGCAUGGCUUGGUGAAAGAUUUAUACAAAUGGUUGAAAACCUGGAAGUUAUCUCAAAUCGUCAUGAAAAUGGUCUGUACAAUAGCGUCAAUCGAUUACAACUGAUGACUGUAUACAGUUAUGUAGCUGUGAUUUUGUUUAUAUUGAGUAUUAUUAAUUAUCAUUUUUUUAAAAAUAUUUUUGAAUAA